CCUGCGGGAGGGCGUGCUGGACUUCAACGCCGACCGCCUGCGCGUGGUGGACUGGGCGCCGCUCCUGAGCACCCUCAAGAUCAACAAAGACCUGCCCCUCAUCUGCAUCAGGAGCAGCUUCCAGUUGGGGCUUGGGGCAGCAGGUUCGUGGUUCCCGCCUGCGGGGCCCUCGGGCGGGCCGCGAAGCGGCUGCUCAGGUGUCAGCGGCACCCUGGCCUAGGAGCGGUGCCUGGCGCUGCGUGCGUGCGGCGCCCUGGGCGUGCGACUUGCGACCUUACUCCCCGGCUGGGCGACCCUGGGCGAGUCGCUGAGGUGUCGGGGGUUUGUUACUCUGAUGGUUACGGCCCUUAUGACCCAACCCACUUUGUGUGUUGAUUGCAAGGAUUCCCUGAGUCCAGGAUGCUCAGAGUGCUUAGGAGUUUGAGAGCCUUUCUGCAUUGGGCAUAAGAAAGCAUUUUUACGACUUAUUUGAACAAAAAAAUUGUGUCUAGAGAACACAAGAAAUAAUUAUUGUCAUCAAUUAAAUAUCGAUUUUUCUACCUUAAAACAUUGGGCAGAUGUUAACAUAUUUUAUUGGAUGUGUUUAUUUUCGGGUAUAGAAGUACGGAAACAGUAAAUUAAUGCAUUUCAACCUCUAUUUUCAGAAAUACGGGUGAAGAAAUUUUGUAAAGUGCUUUACAAGUAUAUGGCGUGUACAAGGAUAGGGUAAUAUAGUUGGGAAUACAAACCCUCUCGAUUAUUUAAAAACUGGUAAAUCACAAUAUUUGACAAAACAAUGUUCUUUCUAGUAAUUAGCACAAUAUUCUGGACAUAAGAGGGGAACCAAAAGAAGCUUAACUUUUCUCAUUAGUAACUGUCAAAUGAGCGUAAAAGAUUUGGUAAGAGAUGAAUGUAGAAAGUAAUGUGUUAGCUUCAAAGUGGAGACAGAUUUUUCAAAAGCAAUGUUUUGGAUCUAUUUUGAAGAGUCGCUUCCUGGCCCUUCAGUCUCCAUUCCUUUAGGCUGUUGGCUGAAGCAACCAUGACUCUUGAGACUUCCUGCCAUAUACAGUGAUUGUGACCACUCUGCUUCUUGGGGGAUUAUAUUUAAGAUUACCUACUAGGAUGCACGAUCCUAUUUCUUAAUGCUGUUUCUCCAUUUGUUUGUUUGGUUUUUUUUCCUUUUCAAAUGUAGGUGUAGAAUCUACUCUUCCUCCCUGGAUCACAGGUUUAAAGCAGAAAAAAAAGGAAGAAAAAAUACAUAUAUGAGGAGACAAAAGGCAUUCCAUCUUCUACCAUUCGGGGACAACUUUUUUAAACAUCUCAUGUAGUUAAUUCUCAUUGUGCAUUCCGUAUUUGUAAAUUCAGUUAAAUUUAGUUGUUAGUUUCUUUAAGAGGAGUUGUCAUCUCAGGAAAUCACACAGGUAUCGGAGGCAGCCGAUAGCCUGAGUUCUAGAGCUCACACUCUGAUCUGGGUGGGGUAGGUUACUGCUUGAAUUACAGUUCUUUCCUGUACAAAGGCAUGAGAACAACUCUGCUGGAUGCUGAAGAUGAGAGCAGGUUGCUCAUAUCAGUGAGCUUGUUCUGCAUCCUUCCUGACUGAGGGAGGCAGCUAGCAAACAGCCUUCUCUCCCCUGUUGUGGAAGCAGCAUGCCAGGAUGUGGAAUUGAGGGGGCUCAGGAAAGGUUUCUCGGGGGAGGCACCAUCCUUCAAAGAAUGUACAGAAGCCAGAUGAAGGGAUGGAGCGGUCUGAGCAGAAGUCUUGGAAAGAGGAGAGAGACUAUGGCAGGCAGAUGGGAACUGAGACUGAGGGUUUCAAACAGUUCAGACUAGCAGUGUGGUGGGAGCAGGCCAGAUCAAGUAGGGUGUCAGGGAGAUUGGUGUUUCUGCUGAAGGGCACAAGAAGCCACGGAAGGAUGUUGAGAUGGGCAAUCUGCUUUGGAGCUCAUGGUAACCUUCGCAUGGGAGGCCAGCUCAGAUUGGAAAAAGGCUGAAUUGUAAUCCACUGGACUAAUGGAGGUGAAGGGUUAAAGUCAAGACGCUGAAGAAGAGGACUAGUUAGCAGAGGGAGGGCUGUAGGCUUGAGUGGCACUUUGGAGGACAGCACAGUAGGCGUAGUGGUGAGGAGGUCUUCUGUGGUGCCAUCUUGAUGUGUCCCAGUGUGCAGAUCAGAGACAGGAGGAUGGCUAAGUGAAGGUGGGAGAGGCCUGAAGACUGAGAAUUACAAACAGGAAAGGGUUUUGUAAAAAAUGGAUGGACUUGAAUAUGUUUGUAUCCUGACAGAAAGUUGCCAGCCAGAUUUGUUUAAAAACCUGACCUCUCGUCCUAGGCUCCAAGGUCGCCACUGUCUUUGACCCCUUCUGCAGGGACCGCUCAGCACACCCUGCUAAAAAGAAGUAGCUGCAGCCUCGGGUGUUAGAUGUGUUCCGUACCCUUGGAGGGACUGGAUCAUAAUCAUAACAGAAAUCAAAAGCAAUGAGCGGUUCUAACGUAAGUAAGGUUUGCAGAAGCCGGGUGCCUGCGAUAAGAUCCAAAGAUAUGACCUUCCAGCUAUGUAAAGCUCUUAAAGGCUGUUUAAGCGUGUCAAGCAUGCUGAGGAACCUGGCGCUAAAUGGGCUAGUCCUGAGAGAGAGAGAUUUAACUAUUUUGAUAAAGGGAUUGAAUAAAUCUACUUCUUUGGUGCACCUGUCUCUUGCACAUUGCCCAAUUGGAGAUGGAGGCUUGGAAAUUAUUUGUCAAGGAAUAAAGAACUCUGUCACUCUUAAGACAGUCAACUUCACGGAGUGUAAUGUGACGUGGCAGGGAGCAGAUCACAUAGCCAAGAUCUUAAAGUACCAGGCGAUAAGGCGGCACGAGGAGACCUGGGCAGAGAGCCUGCGCUACAGGAGGCCCGACCUGGAUAGCAUGGCAGGCCUGCGGCGUGUCACGCUCAACUGCAACACGCUGGUGGGCGACCUGGGCGCGCGCUCGCUCGCGGACUCACUCAGCGAGGAUCUAUGGCUUAGAGCACUUGACCUGCAGCAGUGCGGCCUCACCAGUGAUGGAGCCCAGGCUUUGCUGAAGGCCCUGGAGACCAACAGGACUCUGGUGGUUCUGGAUAUAAGGAGAAACCCGCUCAUUGAUCAUUCGGUGAUGAAAGCAGUUAUCAAAAAAGUUCUCCAGAAUGGAAGAAGUGCUAAGUCAGAGUACCAGUGGAUAACUUCUCCAUCUUUGAAGGAAUCAUCUAAAACUGCUAAACAGAAAAAAAGAACUAUAAUUCUAGGAAGCAGUCGAAAAGGAAAGGCUACUAUCAGAAUUGUUAUUUGGAGACACAGAGGAUUGGCCACCAAGAAACCUGCAAGCAGCGGAAGAAAACACACCACUGGUAAAGAAUGCUAUGCUCCUGAACCUCUGCCUCCUGGGGUGGAUGGUUUCUUGCCCUGGCGUACUGCAGAACGUGCUAAGAGAAGCAGGGGUUUUCCGCUACUCAAAACUCAAGAUAUCCCUAAUCAGCUGCAGUCAUCAGAUUUUCCUGUCACGGUGACAGUAGAGAGUCCUUCAUCCUCAGAGUUUGAGGAGAUAGAUGAUUCUUCAGAAAGUGUUCAUGAAGUGCCAGAGAAACCCAGUGUAAAACAUGACGUGUUACAGGGAAAACUGGAGGAAUGCCUAACGCAGUUAAAGGAGGAAAGAGUGAUAAGGCUGAAGGCGGAUAAACGAGUCAGUGAGCUGGAACAAGAAAACGCCCAGUUAAGAAAUAUAAAUUUCUCUUUGUCCGAAGCCCUUCAUGCGCAGUCAGUGACAAACAUGAUCCUGGAUGAUGAAGGCGUCCUGGGCAGCAUUGAGAAUUCCUUCCAGAAGUUCCAUGCUUUCCUGGAUCUCCUUAAAGAUGCCGGACUUGGACAGCUUGCCACAAUGGCUGGUAUAGAUCAGUCAGAUUUUCAUUUACUAGGCCGUCCCCAGAUGAACUCUACUGUUAGUAAUCUACCUGAAGAAGAAAAGAAGGCACUUGAAGAAGAGAAAACGGAGCCAAAGCAGAAUGCUGUAGGACGAAUGCAAAAUAUCCAAGUUUCUAUUUGUAUGCAGUCAGCUUACAAUGAAGGAACAGUAAUGCAGUUUCAGAAAUUUACAGGUGAUGCUAGAAUUCCUUUGCCUCUGGACUCUUCCCACGUUCCAGUUUCUACUCAGGAGAUCGUAGUGACUUCCAGAGAGAGCCUGGGGACCCCAGCCCCUGAGCAGCCGCAGCAGCAGCAGCAGCAGCAAGACUCUUUUGAAGGAUUCGUUGCUAGAACAUGUUCUCCUCCAGCAGAGAAGACUGCUGGAACCGGCAGUCACAGAGAGGAGGAGGAGCUGUCUAGAAACAGCAGAUCCCCCUCAGAGAAGACGAGCAAAGCAGGUGAACACACCAGAAAGCACUCUACUAAGAAGCAGCCUGGAAAGGACCUGCAUUCCUCGUCUGACUUGCCUGUGAGCUGGAAAAACAAAGGAAUGAGGGAAAACAGUUCUUUAGUUAAUGAACCAAUUAAAAGUGAGUCUUUGAAAAAAUUUACUUCUGUCAAGAAAGAAAGUAGCAUAGUGACUGUUUCAUCCAAGACAAAUAAAAGUAAAAAUAAUCCACUGGAACAUUCUGAAAGUGGAUCCGACUCUGAAAUUCCAGAAAGCAUACAUUCUCUGUCACACUUGACAUAGGUCUACCUUUGAAUUAUGUUUUUGCCUUCCAAUUUUAAUAAAUUUUCUCAUGUUUUUA
This is a messenger RNA of Cavia porcellus (domestic guinea pig), 4699 nucleotides long. RefSeq names its product centrosomal protein 78 (gene Cep78). NCBI's taxonomy places the organism in Eukaryota, Metazoa, Chordata, Mammalia, Rodentia, Caviidae. Gene Ontology annotation, molecular function: protein binding. Gene Ontology annotation, cellular component: centrosome. The transcript is spliced from 17 exons. The record is from RefSeq and is a predicted model, not a curated record. Bases 2452 to 4641 code for a protein of 729 amino acids.